GACAAGACCCGUGCAGUGUCUCAGCCUGCCUUGUCGACGGUGCCUCCAGUUCUUCCUCGGCUACCUGCCGGCAAUAUUAAAGAAGUAGAGGCAGCCGUGCGGGAUGAGGCUGUGGCUGCCACCUUGCGCAAGCACCUCCUGCAAAUAGGAGGGAAGUCAUUGCGCGAGGUGGCAUCGAAUGCCAUGAAGGCUGUAAUGGCGCACCCCGUCCAAGUGCUUUACAGCUUUCAUAGCAGGAAGGGGAAGAGGGCAUUCAUCAAUUUGAAGUUAUGCCAGAUAGUCACAGAUGUCAUCUGUGCGAAAGGGGGGGGGGGCGACCUGACAGAAGCACAGGACUUCAUUAAGAGGUGGUUGCCAGGGUCUGUGGACAGGGGUGGUGGCAGGAAGAGGCGUUUCGCAGAAACGCUUGCAGCAGAGAAGCCCGAUGAUCCCUCCCUUUGGGGCAGGAAUCAUUGCCGGCCCACUGCUGCCCUCUCCCUGCCCCACCCUAGCCCUCAUGUCCCUGGCCAUUCCACCGUCCGCCCCUCCUGUCCGGCUGCUGCUGCCCCUGCUCCUUCGCCUGCUGCAGCCCCUGCUCCUGCAGUCCCUGCCGCCCCUGCCCCUCCUCCUGCUGCUACCCCUGGAGCUGAGCACCCUUACUGAUGCCUGCAUCAGUUCAAGAAUUGUAUUCUAAAUAGUAUUCUAAAUAAAUUAUAUUUUCGUUU
Molecule: messenger RNA, 704 nt
Organism: Dermacentor silvarum
Lineage: Eukaryota; Metazoa; Arthropoda; Arachnida; Ixodida; Ixodidae
Product: polyketide biosynthesis protein ThaF-like
Exons: 3
Coding region: 184-642 (152 amino acids)
Source: RefSeq, a predicted model, not a curated record